AUGUUUACGACAGUAUUAGGGAGUAUUCAGAGCAAGGCUCCACGCCGUCCUGUCCAUAGCCUCGUCCUAUGGACCGGCCUCACAUUUUUUUUAGUGGCCGCAUCCACUUAUUUUUUAUCUCAGACGAGGCCCGCCGUAGACUACUUUACUCAUCGUCAAGAGGAACCAGCUGCAGCAAAUCGCACGAAUCCGCUUCUAACAAAAGAAGGAAUCGACCAGUUCGCUCUUGAUCAUGCAUAUCCUCGCCUCGGGGAAAGUGUCAACUUUACCGGUCUCCACCAGCUUUGUAAUUCUACAAAAUGGCAACCAAAUGUCUAUUUCGCUUGUAAUCACAAUGCUGGUGGUCUUAUGAAUGUUCGCAAUAUGGUUUUGAAUUGCAUUCGUUACGCUAUAGCGGCCGGUGUAAGUGGGCUGGUAAUGCCUCAGAUGGAAGUCCGCGACCCAGUAGACCUACGCCAUCUAAGAACUGGAGAAUAUCAGAGUAUUGGUUUUCUUUUUGACGAACCUUGGUUUAAAGAAGUCAUGAAGGAAAACUGUGGUCAGAUGGAAGUGUUCGAUACUAUUGAUGAUAUUCCAUACUCGGGAUACGCCAUGAUGCCGGACCUACUGAAUAUCCAAGCCAUAAUGGAACAACCACGAGGGACCAAACACGGGAUGUUGAGAAAUAAGAAGCCUUGGGAGUUCCGCUCACGCUUUGAUAAACUUAUUAAAUCACAAAAUAAAAGACCAACGGAAACGUCUCCAGUCAUCGUCCGAUUAGAUGACAGGACGCUAUUCAGCUUCCCACCAUCUUUCGACCCCCCCUCCGUCCUAAACAGUCUCGGAUUCACCCUCGAUUUCCGCCCAGAUUUAUCAGCUCUGGCGAAUGUUAUAAUCGACCGUGUACAUAAAACUCUAAAUGCUAGCGGAAAUGAUCCGUACAUCGGUCUUCACCUGCGAUCGGAACCCGAUGCAGGAAAAUACUGGGCGACCUGGGACCAACUAGCGAAUGCAACGAUAUCUACCGCCAUGAAUAACGAAAUCAAACUCGUCUACGUUGCUUCGGGAGACACCGAUGGUGUCGCUAAUCUCACUAGAAAAGCAGCGGAGUCGGGUAUCAAAGUCUUAGACAAAUGGAAUGUACUGUCUGACGACGAGAAGGAGUACCUAGGGCCGUUUAGAUUUGAUCAACAGGCCAUUGUAGACUAUUUGGCUUUGUUGCGAUCGGAUAGAUUUGUUGGCAGUGGACAGAGUAGUUUCAGCUCACAGCUACUCUUAAGACGAGAACUCCUCGCAAAUCUUACGCUAACAGAAGAGGAAAAGCUUGCUGAGCCAGAGAAUGUGUCAAGAGACCAGCUUGCAGGGCCGGGAAGGCUGGGGUAUUGGGAUAUGGAUUGGCCCUGA
This is a messenger RNA of Orbilia oligospora ATCC 24927, 1383 nucleotides long. RefSeq lists its product as uncharacterized. Bases 1 to 1383 code for a protein of 460 amino acids. Lineage: Eukaryota; Fungi; Ascomycota; Orbiliomycetes; Orbiliales; Orbiliaceae. The transcript is spliced from 2 exons. The record is from RefSeq and is a predicted model, not a curated record.